Molecule: messenger RNA, 4854 nt
Organism: Pseudomyrmex gracilis
Lineage: Eukaryota; Metazoa; Arthropoda; Insecta; Hymenoptera; Formicidae
Gene: Klp98A
Product: kinesin-like protein Klp98A
Exons: 16
Coding region: 702-4709 (1335 amino acids)
Biological process (GO): microtubule-based movement
Molecular function (GO): ATP binding; phosphatidylinositol binding; microtubule binding
Source: RefSeq, a predicted model, not a curated record
GUUAAUGACGAAUAAAAUAAUAUUUAAUAAGUUUCUCUCUCGUGUCUUUGCUUCAACAAAAGCACAGAGGAUCGCACACUUGUAAUAUUUUACUUAGCAUAUAGUAUAUACUUAUAUUCGCGCAGAACCAAAUAAGAAUCUAGUGUAUAAUAAUUUAUAUUAACAUGUGUGCGAUCUUCUGGACAAUUUCCUACACGGAUGUUCCCGCAAAUACUGCGAUCAGUUAAAAAGCUCAAUAUUACUUAAAAAUAGUUUGUUAACGCCAAUAUACACACAGAUAUAUUAUUGCAAAUUAUGCCUAAAAAAAAAACCCGGCAUUUUUGACGACCUUGGAACAGAUGAUUGCUGGCUGGUAAUCGGAUUGUGAGAGAAUUACGCAUGCGCGCUUCUUGAGAGAGCUCGGCUUGAUUCGGUUGAGCUCUCAACAGCGAGGAACAAUCACUUGCAGUCACUCGCGAUCGGCCGUAAUGAUCCGUCGUAGUUGUUCGCAGUGAGUCACAAGUGUACAUCUAAAGGAGAGAUGACGUUGGUGAUGUUGGACGUGCUCGAGGCCCGAGGACGAGGACGCUAGCGUCUUUCGUGAGCACGCGACGCCGGAGCGUCGUCGUUGCGACGCUACAUGUAACAUUUAGAAUCGUCGCGUGCUGAAGGUGCACCUUGUGGGAAACGGUGGCAGCGCCCGAUGCGUUUCUCGCGAAAUCAUGGCUUCGGUGAAGGUAGCCGUGAGGGUUCGACCCUUCAACAAGAGGGAAGUGGCGAUGAAUGAAAAGUUGAUCGUACAGAUGGACAGCAAGAAGACACGAAUCUUUAACGCUAAGACGCCGGACAGUUGCAGAGAUGUUGACCGGGGGAAGUACAAAGACUUUACGUUCGAUCACUCCUACUGGUCUUUCGAUCCAAAUGAUGAAAAUUAUGCGUCUCAGGAAGAGGUUUUUUACGAUCUUGGUACGGACGUAAUAGAAAGUGCCUUCGAGGGUUACAAUGCCUGCGUUUUUGCCUACGGCCAGACAGGAUCCGGCAAGACUUUUACAAUGAUGGGCACACCGGAAUCUCAGGGAUUGAUACCACGGAUCUGCAAGACGCUUUUCGCUAGAAUGGCAGCUGGAAAGGAAAGCGGCGCGUCGUACAGAACGGAAGUAUCUUUCUUAGAAAUUUAUAACGAGAGAGUAAGAGAUCUGCUUAGACUGGACCAAAAUCAAUCUCAUUCCUUAAGGGUGCGGGAACAUCCUACGGGAGGACCCUACGUUCAAGAUCUAUCAUGUCAUCUUGUUUACGAUUAUGCGGAUAUUCAGGAAUGCAUGGUAAGAGGUAAUACGCACAGAACUACAGCCAGCACAAAAAUGAACGAUGUGAGUAGCAGAAGUCAUGCGAUUUUUACAAUAACCUUUGUACAAGCUGGUCUUUCGGAAGGUAACAUGCCAUCGGAGACUGUUUCCAAGGUACAUCUUGUCGACUUGGCUGGAAGUGAGCGUGCGAAUGCCACCGGAGCAACAGGUCAACGACUGAAAGAAGGCGCUCACAUAAACAAGUCCUUAGUGACUUUAGGCACUGUGAUAUCCACACUUUCGGAAUUGAGUUCUGCUAAUGGUGACACAUCAGCCUCGAAACGUAACGCAUUUAUUCCUUAUCGAGACAGCGUGCUCACAUGGCUCUUGAAGGAUUCACUUGGCGGCAAUUCCAAGACUAUCAUGAUAGCGACUAUCAGCCCGGCGGAAUGUAAUUACAACGAUACUCUCAGCACUCUUAGAUACGCCAAUCGUGCGAAAAACAUUAUUAACAAGCCGACUAUCAACGAAGAUGCAAAUGUGAAACUUAUCAGAGAGCUCAGGGCAGAGAUAGAGAAAUUGAAGUCUCUUAUUGACAAGAAUAUGAGUAUAGAAAAGCCUCCGCAAGUGUUACUAGCACAAAUUCAAGAGAAGCAAGAACAGGAGAAAGUACUGACCGAGGAAUGGACUGAGAAAUGGCGAGAGACGCAACAAAUUUUGCAAGAGCAAAAAGCGUUGGGGUUGCGAAAGAGUGGAGUUGGCGUCGUUCUCGACUCAGAAAUGCCGCAUUUAGUCGGUAUUGAUGACGAUUUGCUCAGUACUGGCGUCACAUUGUAUCAUUUGAAAGAAGGGAAAACCUUAGUUGGCACAGAGGAAGCUUCUGUUGUCCAAGAUAUUGUAUUGACGGGUGCGGAUGUGGAACCGGAACACUGUAUAGUCGAAUUGAAUUGCGGUGUCGCUACGCUGCAUCCGCUCUCAUCCCAUUGCUGGAUUAACACAGCUCAAGUAGACAAGCCUACGAGACUAUCGCAAGGUUGCAUUAUCCUCCUGGGUCGAAACAACAUGUUUCGAUAUAAUGAUCCUGUUGAAGCGGCAAAACUCCGGAAGGAGGGUGGCUCAGGCAACGGCAAUCUCCAGUCGACGGUCGUCAAUCUGUCGAGAUUAUCACUUUUGAGUUGGAGUGUCUCCGAUCUGCAUGUAUCCUGCUCGAGCGAUAAUCUCUUAAAUUCAAAUGAAGAUCUCAGGGCGGUCGAAGAGCUCGAACAGCAAAAGGCUGCGCUUUUGAAGGAAAAAGAAGACUUCAAGAGAGAACAAGAGGAACGCGAGGAAAGGUGGGCCGCGAGGAGAGAAGCGUUGGAAGGAGCACAACGCGAGUUAGAACGCGAAUGGGGUGCGCAAUGGAAAGAAUGGGCAGACGCGAUCGCGGCUCUUGAGACACGUCAACGAGAGCUACGUGCGCGACGGCAUAUAUUGGAGCAAGAGCGACGGGACGAAAUGACGCAAGUAAAAAAUAUGAAUAAGGAAGUCGCCUAUCUGCGCGCAUUAUUGCAGUCCAAGCAUCAACAGUUACAAGAACUUAUCAGAAAAUAUGAAUACGCACAAAUUUAUCAGCAUCAGCGGAAGACAGACAACGGUGCCAGUAGCGAUGAUAGUCUACUCGAAUCGUGGUCCAGUCUUAACGACGAAAAAUGCAUUGAUGAUGUCAGAGAAUUGGUUAAUCAUCAUAAAAAAGAAUUAGCUGCUUUGGAAAGCGAGCUACAGAAUAAAGUCAGGUCUCUGAACGAACAUCAGACCAAAGUAGACAAGAUGGAAGAAGAACUGAUGGAAAUCGCAAAGAAACAGAAGCAGAUAUUUAAGUUAGAACUGGAUAAUGAGGGAGUAACGGAGAAGAAGUUAUGGCUAGCUAAACGAACUCAGGAACAACUUCAGGAGAUCGUACGGCGAAAACAAAGUUUGUCGCUGGAUCUGAAACGUGUCGCACCUGGGUCUUCUUGCGAUGAUGACGCGUCAAACAGUUGCGAGGAAACGGCUUUCAGCUGCGAUUCCAAAUUUUUUCAGGAGUUCAAUAAUAGGAAGUUCCAAAUCGCUUCAACAUUAUUGCCGCAGAGUAUACCGAGUUCUGAUACCAUAGAAACGUUUCACACUGCUGCGGCUGAUUCUCCUGAACCUCAUCUAGCCUUUGAGGAUGCCAAUACGGCACAAAUGAGUGAUUCUCCAAAAAACAAAUCUGUAAACUUGGAAGAACGGAAAGAAAGCGACGAUGAUCAACGUUUAACGUACGAUGACAAAAAGUUAUCUGAAAUAGAAAAUAAAAAUAAGACAAAUAUCAAUAAAACCAUUCUCGAAGAAACGAGAGUGGAAUCAAUGAACGAGGACGACAAAAAGAUAAAAUCUCCGACGAUGUCCAUUAUUUCGGAGAGCAUGCUUCAGGAUUCGCUGGAUUCACCGAUACAACAAAAUCCGGCAAUGAAGAAAUUAAACCAAAGAAUCGCGCAUCAACGGAUAAUGGUGAUGAGAUGUUUGGAUUCCGGCAGUCCGUCAAAAGAGGAUCUCAAUCGACAGAUAAUGAUACUGCAGGAUUUGCAGAGGCAACAGAUUGAGUUGGAAGUCUCUUUGUUGGAGGACGAACGGAAGAAUUUUUCCAGCAGGCAAGUCCAAUGCGGCAAUGACAGCGGCAACUGCGACGGCGCUGAUGACAGUGAGCUUGUCACCAACGAGAAAGAGGACUAUGUACAGAACGAACCUAAUGCUUACUGUAGUGUUGUAGAAUCUACGAAUAAUAGCUCUGCCAUUCUGUUGACAGUAGCGCAAACCAAAUCUCAACUUUUCAGGAAUAACAGGCCUAAUACUAAUGAUCAAGAGACUUUGUCAAAAUCGUUAGCAUCUAAGAGAUCUUCCAGUCGUGGUUACUCGACAGUUUAUUUGACGAGCCAAAAUCGCGGCGACCGCUUGAGUAGUCCGUAUUCCUUAACAAUUACAAGAUCUCUACCGUCGUUGAUAGCGACUGACGGCGACUGCAAUAACGUGAUCAACAUGAUUGUCAGUGUACCGUCGUUCGUGAUACGCGGGGCUGGCACAUCCAGCCACUACGAAUACGAAGUGCGAGUCGUGGCGCAGGAUGAUAGCUGGACACUGCUGCGUAGAUACAGGAGAUUUCGGGAAUUGUAUAUAUCGAUGCGACAAAAGUACGGUAGCAAGGUCGCAGGAAUACGCUUUCCCCCACGCCAAGUUUUUCCAAAAUACGAGAUCGUAGCGAGGCAACGUCGAAAACGCCUCGAGGAAUACCUUCGUCGAUUAAUUCAAGUUUGCUCGGAGCUGCCACACUGUGAGCCUUUAUACAAAUACAACGGCAAUCUUAGCAACAUAGAUAAGCAAUCUCUAAUAGAGUUUAGUCCGUUCUUCAAGCGCGGUAUGUUUGAGAGUGGCAAGUACGGAACUAGUUAAGACAUCACUUCAAAAAAUCGAAAAACAAACGAGAGUUUGUUCGAGAAUCUAAACGAAUUUAACAGAUCCAUAUAUAAUUCAUUAUGGUUUGUAUCUUUUUUUACAAAUCGCAGCAGCUAGAGAUAGCAGAAAAAAAAUUAGUAAA